AUGCCGUUGUCAGAGACCGGAGUGCAGAUCAACGACUGUCUUCAAAAUUUAAAGUCAGGCGAACACAUUGUAAUAACAAAACCCGACAAAGGAAGGGGCAUAGUCUUACUAAACAGAACUGAUUCCUUGGACAAAAUCUCCUCUAUACUUUCUGACUCGUCAAAAGUCAAAGUGUUAAAUGUUGACCUCGCCACUCACCUCUUAAAACUAGAGGGCAAACUAAAUAGAAUCACAAGACCUUUAAAAACUAUCCUCGAUGAAGCCACAUAUCAGUCUAUCCUUGCAUCUGGCUCUCGUCCUGGUUUUAUGUAUGGUCUCCCGAAAGUGCACAAACCUGGAAUUCCUCUCAGACCCAUCAUUUCAUCUAUCGGCACUUUCAGUUACAACCUGGCUAAAUUCAUUGUACAAAUCAUUCAGCCUCUAACAUUUAAUGAAUACACAGUAUCCAACUCAUCUGACUUUGUAAAUGAAAUCAGUCAAUUAAGAGUUGAUAACACCACAACUAUGGGUAGUUUUGACGUCGAGUCAUUGUUUACAAAUGUGCCUCUUACUGAAACCACACAUAUCAUCACAAAUAAUACACCAGCUGAAUCCCUUUCACAAUUUGGUUUAGAAAAGAAACGGUUAAAUUCUCUUUUAAACAUAGUCACAAAAGAUUCUGUAUUUACUUUUGACAAAUGUUUGUGUACUCAGAUUGAUGGAGUUGCUAUGGGUUCCCCCAUUGGCUAA
Messenger RNA from Penaeus vannamei (Pacific white shrimp), 729 nucleotides. The record is from RefSeq and is a predicted model, not a curated record. NCBI's taxonomy places the organism in Eukaryota, Metazoa, Arthropoda, Malacostraca, Decapoda, Penaeidae.